Messenger RNA from Bolinopsis microptera, 872 nucleotides. RefSeq names its product large ribosomal subunit protein bL21-like. Gene Ontology annotation, biological process: translation. Lineage: Eukaryota; Metazoa; Ctenophora; Tentaculata; Lobata; Bolinopsidae. The coding region runs from base 5 to 622 and encodes 205 amino acids. Gene Ontology annotation, cellular component: mitochondrial large ribosomal subunit; ribosome. The record is from RefSeq and is a predicted model, not a curated record. The transcript has 3 exons. Gene Ontology annotation, molecular function: structural constituent of ribosome; RNA binding.
GACAAUGUCACUCAGUUCGUGCCGGAGACUCCUCUCAGCCAUCCCACUCAGAGUUGUGACGUCAUCAAACAGACUUGUGACGUCAUGUAACUCAAUAACCCCACCAAGAUGCUUAGCAUUAUCAACCCCACGAUCUUACAUGUCAACUACUCCUCUUGAAACGAGUGAAGUCACGAUUACAUCCCUUAAUGAAUCUGGUGAUAUACUGGAGACUGUCUCGACUAAUAUUGAUCAACCUGAUGCGGACAGAUUCGCUGUCGUUCAUGUUAAAGGGGUUCAGUUUAAGGUAUCAGUUAAUGACGUCAUACAAGUGGACACUCUGGAUCUGGAGCCUGGAACUAAGAUAACUCUUGACAAAGUCUUGUUGGUUGGAUCUUUAAAUUAUACUCUUAUAGGGAGACCACUUUUACCGGCAUCUACUGUUACGGUAACGGCAAUGGUGAUAGAAAGAGGAAGAGGCCCAUACCUUCGAGUUUACAACUCUGGCAAACAUCACACUCGUCAGUUCUUUUGGGGUAAGACCUGGCACCAUAUGCAUUUCCACGAGUCUGAGACCACUAUGUUGAGGAUCAGAAGUAUUGAAGUUUCGAACUGUGACCUCCAGGAUGCUGGGGAUAGUUGAUCUGUUGGGCGAGGGUCUUGUUAAUUUAUUGAGUGGAUUCGAGUUUAAAGUUACAUUUACGCUUCAAGCAUUAAAUUAUCGGAUAGUAAUAUAAAAGUUAAUUGAGGUUGAGUAAAAGUUUCGUGACGUGGAUUUUGAAGUUAAAACUGUUAUUCAGCCGAGCUCACGGCGAAAUAACAUCAAGAACUGUUUUUUAUUUUCCCUUCAUUGAUGAGUGAUGUUAAUAUUUUUACAAUUUUGAAGUAUUAUC